This is a messenger RNA of Dreissena polymorpha, 2381 nucleotides long. RefSeq names its product AP-4 complex subunit mu-1-like. The transcript is spliced from 13 exons. The record is from RefSeq and is a predicted model, not a curated record. NCBI's taxonomy places the organism in Eukaryota, Metazoa, Mollusca, Bivalvia, Myida, Dreissenidae. Gene Ontology annotation, cellular component: clathrin adaptor complex; cytoplasmic vesicle; trans-Golgi network. Gene Ontology annotation, biological process: protein targeting; Golgi to lysosome transport. Bases 83 to 1438 code for a protein of 451 amino acids.
ACUUGGUUUUGAAGUACAUAUAUCCCACAAUUCAUAAGUUCCCGGAUAAGGAAGUUUCGUUCUGCACAAUGUGAAAGUAGAAAUGAUGGCUGUGUCCAAAAUAUUCAUUGUGUCACCUGUUCAUAGCAUUAUUGUAUCGCAAAGUUACAGAAAUGAUACAAGCGCUACAUGUAUUCAGGACUUUGUCCAGAAGUUGAAACAAGUGGCUACAUUGUUGCCGCAUUUUGUGAGCAAUGGGGUACAUUUCUAUUUCAUAAGGCGCAAUGAUCUGUAUUUUGUGGCAUGCUCAAAGACAGAAAUGCUGCCUGUCAUGGUGAUUGAAAUACUGAGCAGGAUCUACCAUAUUUGUAAGGAUUUUUGCGGUGUUGUAAGUGAGGCAUCUCUUCAAGCCAAUAUUCUGCUUGUAUACGAACUUCUACAGGAAAUAAUGAAUGAGGGUUACAUGCAACUAGAUGUCUCUUCAAAGAUUCAACCCUACAUUCAGUCUACGGCCAUUAUUGUUCAUAAGGAGAAGUCAACAGUUAAAGAUUUAACAUCCAGAGCGUUCGGUAUAGAUCAAGUGACGAGCCAAGUUUCUGCUGCAAACAGACCCAUUACCCAGACUGCAAGAAGCUCUGAUGGGAAGGGAUUCUACGUAGAUGUGGUUGAGAAAGUGGUGGCAACAAUAGCGGCAGAUGGUGCAGUGUCCAACAUGCAGGUGAAUGGAUCGAUCAUUGUUCGGAACUUUCUGGCAGAGUCCCAGCAGUUCAAAAUGGUUCUCAAUGAGGAUCUGGUCAUAGCAGAGCCCAAAGCAAAAGGAUACGGCAGUAAUGUUCAGCUAGAUGGCUGCUCCUUCCAUGAGUGUGUCAACCAUGAGGAGUUUGAAGCACAUAGAUAUCUCCUCUUUACUCCACCAGUGGGUGAGUUCACAGCAAUGACGUACAGCUCCAGUGGAGAACUCUGUUUGACUCAGCCUUUCACCCUGCGACUGUUUGUUGCUGAGAGGGAGGCUGGCAGCCGGGACGUGAAUGUUGUACUGCGACUAACCAGCAACUAUCCUCCAAAUAUUGUUGCCUCCAAGGUGUCUGUAAGGGUACCUGUGCUGUCCAGCAUUGCAAGUAUAUCCAGCAAGCUUUCUGCGGACAACCAGGCAUCAGAGUUUAGUAAGAGAGAAAGUUCAAUCAUUUGGACACUGAAAAAUGUACCAGGCAAGACGGAAUGCAUGGCAGACUUUAGAUUAAACAACCAGGGCUCCACAAUGGUAACACGUCGAGAUCUAGAUCCAGCCAUUCUUGACUUUGAAAUAUCGGGCUACACAUGCACUGGACUUGCCAUCAGACACCUGAAAGCACGUGGAAAAGAGAAGCAGAAGCAGCAACAACAACAGCAGCAGCAACAGCAGCAGUUCUUUGUGCGCUGUGUCACAGUUAGUGACUCAUACCUCCUGAGAACGUUCUGAUUACCGGGCAGAUUGAAAUAGAAUCAUCUACACAUAUGAUGAAUGGAUGUGUACUGUGCUCUCUGGAAAUAGGGCUUAAUGCAUUUUCGUAAAGGGUUGUUUCAGAUUAGCCUGUGCUGUUCGCAGAGGCUAAUCAGUCACGAUACUCUCCGCCCCUGGGUUUUUACUAAGAAGAGACUUCCUGUAAACAAAAACUACCAUAAAAGUGUGGUCUCUGUUUAGCUUUGAACACUGCACAGGCUAGUCUGGACAACACUACACACAUGCAUUAAACCACAUUUUCCCAAAAUGCCGCUACUUUGGUUUUAUUGUACUAAUGACACAGGGCUUUACAUUAAAGGUUGUUCAAAUUUAUGGGACAACCAAUUUUAUUUGGUUGUUACAAGCUAUAAAACUAUUUGCUACUCCAAAGUGAUAAGUAAAAUCUCUUUAAACUCAAAUAUUCACCUUCGUUCAAAGCGCUCAUGAUAAGCAUUUGUGAUCACCUUUGUCUUGUCGCCUCCGACCAGCAAUAACCGCAUAUACAAGAUUUUCAUUUAGAAGAAAUUUACUUUUUUUUUAAAUCCAUUAAAUUGGAAAUUUAUGCAUAUGCAUUAAGCCCCAUUUUCUCCAGGGCAAGGCUCUUUAACUUAGCCAUGGUUGAAGACCAUCGUAGGGCAUUGACAAAAUAUGUUAUUGUUUAGUUUCUUUCUAAACAGUUUGUCUAUAUAGGACAGUGAACACACAAUUGAAGUAUUUAUACAAUUUGUACAGAUGAGGAGGGAUUGUAUUGUUGUGCAUGCGGACACUAUGACUGUCAAGUGAUGUUGUUUGAUUUUUUUUUCAUUGACUUUUUAAUUAAAUUAUAAUUUCAAACAUAUUAUCUUAUUUUCAUUUAAUUGUUUGCAUAAUAUUGCUGUGAAAUUCAAUAUGGAAAAACGUGUGCACUAAAACUUUAAGCAUG